GACACACUAUACAUCAGACAUUCAGAGUUACUGUCAGUGGUGGAGUGAAGUCAGUAUCGGUGAAUGAGGGAGAUUCAGUCACGCUGUACACUGAUACUGAAAUUCAGACCUAUGAUUUUAUUGAAUGGAUGUUUGGAGAUGAACGCACUCAGAUUGCUCAAAUGUAUAAACCAGAUGCACGCUUUGUCACGUAUGACGGGGAUGAUGGGAGAUUUAGAGAUAAACUGAAGCUGAAUGAUCAGACUGGAUCUCUCACCAUCACAAACAUCAGAACUGAACACAAAGGAGUUUAUGAAGUAAAGAUCAGCAGCAACAGACAUUCAUUACACAGGAGAUUCAUUGUGACUGUCACUGCAUUGGGUCUGUCUUCAGUUACUGUUGUAGGAAUAUGCAUUUUGUUUCUGCUUGUUGCUGGUGUGAUAGCUUCUGUGAUUUACUAUCGCUGCAGAUCUCACCGGAGGGUCAAAUUUUGUGAUAAGGAGAUGGAUGUGUUGGAGGGAGAUUCUGUUACUCUACACACCAGUCUUACUCACAUACAGAGAGAUGAUGUGAUCGAGUGGAGGUUUGGACAUGAAGAAGUCACCAUUGCUAAAAUCAGCAAGUGUGUUGAUAAGAGAUUUAAAGACGGACUGACACUGAACCCUCAGACUGGAGAUCUUACCAUCAAUAACAUCAGUAAUGAACAAUCUGGACUUUAUCAUCUAAAUAUCAUCAAACGUAAAAAACUCAAAUCCAAGAAAUUCAAUGUGAUUGUCAUCGGUGAAGUAAUGACAGUGAAUGCAGGAGAGUCUGUCACUUUAGAGACUCAUGUUACUGAAAUACAGAGAGAUGAGAAGAUCGAGUGGAUGUUUGGAGAUGAAGAAACUGUCAUAGCUCAGACUGACAGCGCCUUUGAUAUCUUCAGUACAUAUGAUGGUGAUAAUGAUGUAUUCAGAGAUACACUGGACCUGGAUCAUCAGACUGGAGAUCUCACCAUCAAUGGCAUCAAAAACGAACACGCUGGUGUUUAUACACUAAAGAUCAUCAUCAGUGGAAAUGUCUCUUUUAGGAGACUGCGUUUAUCUGUCACAGAUAUCACUGCAAAUGAUUUGAAUGAGUCAAUGAAUUCAAAUGUACCUUUAAUGAACAGUGCCAGCAGCGGUGAUGUGCUUCCAGUGUAACCUGAUCAUCAUAACAAACACAUUGUUUAAAUGUAAAUAUCAGAUUUUAUUUUUGUUACUGAAUACAGACAAUGUGUACUCUAUGUAAUAUUUGUUGUUUCAUGCAUCUUUUACAGUCUUAUAAGCUUAAAUAUGUAAUGUGUAGAUAACAUACACCAUCAUUUCACUGACUGAUGUGUAUUUUUCUGUUGAUAUCAAAAGUCACUGUAGCCAGCAUACUUUUUACUGCAAAAACUAGUGGUAAAUCAGUAUUCAUAAGCAGUAUUCAUGAUAAAACUGUGUAUAUUUAUUACCAAUCAGCUUCUGAAGUGUGCCGCCAAUGGACAUGUUUCAAUCCCAUAAUAGAAGCCAUAAUAUUUAUAAAGUAAAACAUAUAAAUUACUUGUGAAUCGGACAUGUAACACUUUUAAAAUGUCAUAGUGUUCCUGUAGCUCUAGGGAUAGAAAAAAUUCACUGUAGGAUGAAAUCUUUUGCCAAAUGAAUAAAUAUGUGCUAAACAUACUAACAAUGUUUUUCAUGGUGAAAUACUUGUAUAUAGAAACAGUAAUAUAUACUGUGCAGUGAUUUUAAUACUUUGAUAUUGCUGAUCCACAUAAAUGUAUUAAUUAUUGC
Paramisgurnus dabryanus is the source of this 1772-nucleotide messenger RNA. The record is from RefSeq and is a predicted model, not a curated record. Lineage: Eukaryota; Metazoa; Chordata; Actinopteri; Cypriniformes; Cobitidae.